Molecule: messenger RNA, 950 nt
Organism: Ochotona curzoniae (black-lipped pika)
Lineage: Eukaryota; Metazoa; Chordata; Mammalia; Lagomorpha; Ochotonidae
Product: C-C motif chemokine 3-like
Exons: 3
Coding region: 432-713 (93 amino acids)
Biological process (GO): immune response; positive regulation of GTPase activity; positive regulation of ERK1 and ERK2 cascade
Cellular component (GO): extracellular region
Molecular function (GO): CCR chemokine receptor binding; chemokine activity
Source: RefSeq, a predicted model, not a curated record
CUGGCAUAGAGUAGGGUACAAUCUAUGUUUCUCAAGACUUUAGCAUUGCCACUAGGGCACAGUGAGGCCACUGGGACAGCUGGACAGGGUACCAGAUAACCAGUCCAUGGGUGAGAAACCUAUCUGCUGAUCAAUUCUCGUUAGAAGGCUUUGGCUCACACCACCAUCUCACCUUCUCUCGCUGGGGAAACCAAGUGACAUAUUAAGCCGUCCUGGCGAGUGGCUGGACCCUUCUGGCAACCCAAAGCUCUGCUGUGUGUACAGUGUAUGGCAGGACACCAACACCAUGAUGGUAACCUGCCCCCACCUUCCUCCCCCCAACCCCUGAUGCCCAAGGCUGUCUAUAAAGAGAAGAGACGGGGCAGACCCCAGGAGGAGGCAGCAGCUCUCCCUCGGCCAUAGCCAGAGCACAUACCCACCUAUCCAGCUUCAUGGAGAUCUCCACAGCUGUCCUUGCUGUCCUGUUCCUCAUGGGGACCCUCUGCUCCCAGACCUGCCCUGCCUAUCGUGGUGCCAACACCCCGACUGCCUGCUGCUUCCUGUACGUCUCCCGGCAGAUUCCACGCAAGCUUGUGAAUGACUACUAUGAGACUAGCAGCCAGUGCUCCAAGCCUGGCAUCAUCUUCCAGACCAAGAGAGGCCGCCAGGUCUGUGCUGACCCCAGUGAGACCUGGGUCCAGGAGUACAUCACAGAACUGGAGAUGAAUGCCUGAAUGGCCAGAGCUGCUAGCAGGCUGGAUCCUGUCCCCUCAGGCCCAACCAUACCCUGGGGCUGUCCUGAAGUUUCAGUUUCUGUGCUGUAUUUAGUGUUUUCACUCCUGGCCAUUGCUGAAUGGUGGUAUGCAGGACAAGUGUUCUGUGGCGUCCCAUGACAUCCUCUGGCUUCUCCCUCCCUCCAACUCUUCUUGCUUUCACUAUGUUCACUCUUCGCAGGAACUGUCCCAGGGACA